UCCCACUGGAUUUAAACUUUGCAGUCCACGAUAAUCCCCUUCCCCAGGGCUGUUCUUGUGUGAUUCUCAGGCUGCUAUGGGAAAAGCUGUGCCAGGCACUGAGUGGUUGCUCACCCUGUGCCAAAACUGGGAUCAUGGCAUCAACUCCCUGAGCAAAGUCCCCACUACAGGCACUGGAGCCAGGAGAGCAGGGAAUUCCAUGGGGUUCUGCAGAUGGAUGGGAUGGGGUAAAUCAGUAACUGCUGCUGACUCGUGGUGCAGGAGAACACAACCUGUACUGCUCUCUGGCUUCCUCCUCCUGCAGCAGGAUCAUGGCAGUGACAGUGCAACCACCAAGAGCCAACCCCUGCAAAUGAAGUCAGUGCUUCCAGAACUUGUGCAAACUUUGUGGGGUGAGCAGUAGGUCCUGAUGGCAGCUGGCCAUGCUGUGUGUAGGGCACCCUGAGCCUCAAACACCCAAUUCUCACAGAGUGAACCCCUCCAUCUGUGACAUCUCUUGCCUGAGAACAACAUGAAUUCCUGUUAGCCGUCAGGACAGGCUUCCAGCUUUGUUCUGGGCUCCAUUUGAGACCCUCAGCCCUUCAGGGAUGCUGCACACACAGCAGGGAUGUCCCACUGCAGCACAUGCCAUUGGGUGGAUGAGAGGUCCUACCAUCUCCCUCAAGGCAUUAUCUCCUGCAGUGAGACACUGCCAGCACAUCCAUUAGUCCCUGGUGUGGGUGUCCGUGAAGGGGCAAUGAGAAAUCUGCAGGGCCUUGCACAGAAAGCACAGCAGCUCAGCACCUGCUGUUCCCCAGUCCAGGUCCAGGAGGAGAUGCAUGUGGUGGUGGGCACCAGCUGUGUGCUCCGUAUGGAGGACAAGCUGAAGAUGCCCUACAGCAAUGCAGUGAUCCACGAGCGGCAGCUUCCAGCCACCCCACCUCAAGAACCUGCUGCAGGACACGGAGUUCUGGGGCCACAGCAUCCCCAGGGUGAUGUGGUGGUCCUCUGUGCCUCCGAAGGGCUGUUAGGGGAGGUUUCACAGUAGAACCUGGACUGCUGGCUCACUCCAGAAGGUCAGAGAAUCACAGAAACACAGAAUAUCCCAAGCUGGUAGGGACCCAUGGGGAUCACUGCAUCCAAGCCCCAGCCCCACACAGCAUCAUCCAAACCCUGUGGCAGAGAGCAGCAUCCCAGCACUCCCUGAGCCCCAGCAGAUUGGAGCACCUGCCCAAAGCUUUCAGCAUCCCAGAACAGACUGAGCCAGGAAAACAUUCACUUUGGUUUACCCGCUUUGACUCUCUGGUAUUAACCUGUUAAUGAAUGUCAGGAAUGCACCGCUUGCUGCAGAACACAGACCCCAACCUGCAGCCAUGGCGAAUGGAACUCCAGCAAAAUGCUUUCAGUUGGGGCAGGAGCACCGCAGCCAACAAAGGGGCUGAGUCACAGUCAGGCCAUGCUGAGCUCCGGUGGUGUGCAGAAGAUAAGGAGCACAGUCUGCUGCUCGGCUGCUGGGCUCAGCUCCUCCAUGUCCUGCACUCAGUGUUUGUCCCUGGCACGUACCCCAGGUGUGGCUCAGUGUGGUGCAGAUGGAGAACUCCCUCCAGGUUUUGCUUUUGGAAGCAGGUGGCAGAGCAGGGCAUGGUCCAGGCUGCUUGCAGGGAGGUGGGGGUGUCCUUUGGGGUCCCAGUGUGGUUUUAGUAGAUGCUCAUACCUCCCUUGCUGCACUGAGCAGGGAAGCUGCUCCCAUCUAUGGCUUAAUGGCACGGUCAGGCACGUGGGGCACCUGUAGGUGUUCGGUGCUGCUGGGGAGCGCCGGGUUUGCUGCGUCGCAGGAAAACAACGCUGUGGCGGAGCUGCAGCCCUCCACGUGCCAGAGCCCCGCAGCCCACGGGAAGCGGGCACAGCAGAGCCCUGGCCGUCCCGCUGCCUCCGCCCACCACGCACGGGGCAGCCGUCCGUCCUGCUGUGGCCGCCCCGCACCGGACGGACGAUGCUCACAGCACCGGGCCGGCGCGUCGCGGUUCCCCGGCAGCGCGGGGCGGUGUCCCGGCAGCGCGGGGCGGGGCGGCCCCGGAUGGCGGCGGUGCGGGGCUGCGGGUCCGGUCCGCGCCUCGGCGCUGAGCGGGGCCGGGGGGCAGCGGGGUCGGACAGCACCGAGCCCUUCCUUCGGACAGGUGGGCAAGCACCAGCACUGCGCUUCUGUCCCCCAGCCACCAGCAGCCCCAUCCCAGAGGGCCCUGGUGCAGAGGUUGCCUCAUCUACUGCGUCCUCAGCCCGUGCGGAUGUCCAUCCACGUCCCACAUCUCUCCCAUCACUUUCUCGUGUCACAUACAAGGACUUCAUUCGCUGCCUGCCGGUUCACCUCUCCCAGUAUAUCCUGGGGCUUUUGGAUAACAAAUCCCUUAAAACAUGUGCCAACGUGAGUAGGUACUGGGCUUUUCUGGCCAAAGAAGUUGAGAAGGAGCAUGUGUGUCAAAAAGCAGUACAGAAGAAAAUCCUGUAUUUGCAGGAGUUGUGCCCUAUGGGAGCAGUUCCCAACUAUGCUAAAAUAGUCAAGGUGGCAAUUCCACAGUUAAAUGAAAAGGGAUGCGUCAUCAAAGUGAGAGACCACAGCUCUGAAAGUAAAACAGAGGAGGACAAGGAGGAGGAGGAAAACAACCUGCAGGCAGCCUAUCAUGAUCUGCAAACUGAUACGAUACAGCUGGAAGAGAGGAAUGUAUUCUGUGGCUCCUACAGUAUUCGUGUCCUCACUGAUCGAUCAGACCCAAACAGAGUAAUCCACUAUGCCGGUGGAGACUUGGUAGCCAUUGGCUCUGCAGACCGAAAAGUGAGGAUUUUUAACGUGUUGGCAAUGAGAGAAGUGCCACCUCUGCUCUCUGGGCAUGCUGGGAGCAUCAAAGCACUGCUGCUUGAUGAGAAGAAAGGGCUCGUUCUUAGCACGAGCUGCGAUCUCAGCAUCAGAUGCUGGAAUAUAUACAGUGGUGCUUGCAUGAAAAUCUUUACUGGUCACUGUGGGGCCAUCACCUGCUUGGAUUUACAUGGCAAGAAGUUUGUGUCGGGAGGCACAGAUGGGAUGGUGAAAGUGUGGAACUUGGAUAGCGGGGUAUGUCUCUGGACUCUGAAACACAGCAAUGUUGUUUAUGCUGUUAAAAUGAAUGGAACCCAUGCUGUCAGUGGGUGUGACAGAGGGCUGGUGAAAGUCUGGCAUGCUGGCACAGGCACCCUGCUCAAAGUACUAGAAGGGCACCUAGGCCCAGUGAGGUGCUUGUCCUUUGAUCAGUGGCACCUCGUCUCAGGAAGCAGUGAUGGAUAUGCCUUUGGAUGGAGCAUGGUGGGAGACCUUAAGAGGUGCCUAACAGCUUUCCGUCACCCGAAGGAAGUUCUGUCUCUGGAGUUGCUCUUUCUCAGAGUCGUCAGCGGCUGUGCUGAUGGGAAGAUCCGUGUGUUCAACUACCUGACUGGGAGCUGCCUGAGAGUGCUGGUGGGCAGCAGCAGGGGGGACUCCAUAUCUUUCUGUGCUGCCAAAAACAGGAUGGUGAUCAAUGCACCCAGCAGCCUGCUGAUGUUCCAGUUUGAGGAUGUCAUGUGGGACUACAUGCUAGGUGCUGAGCGAGAGAUGGUGUGGAAGGAGAAGCAGGAGAGCUGCCCUUUGGGCACAGCACUGACUCCCUCCCAGCAAACCAAGAGCCACAUUGCCAGCCAGAUGCGACGCCUCACUCUGAAGACACGAGCUCUCUGCAAUGAAAUGAUAAAGCCAGCAGCUUGCCAGCAACAGGAACAUUUGCUUGGGAGCAGGAGGUCUUCUCACAUCCAGGCAGAGCAGCAAGAGCUUUUUGCUCCUGAUGGCGCAUCUGAGUAUGGCACUUCUGUACUUGCACAUCCUGACAGACAUCAGGAAGAGAAAAAGGGCUCUCUGUCCUCUUACAAGUUCCUCUUGACUGUCAGCAUGCUGCAGAAGAGUGGCAAGCCAUCCUUUGUCCGCUCCAUUACAAAGCAUUCUUCAGCAACUGAGAAAGCAUUGGAAUGUCUGCUGCAGCAGCAACAAAAAAGACAAAUAUACAUAACCUCUCUGCAACAAAAAAAGGAUCUGAUGGCCCAGUUCCAACGUGCAAGAUCUUACAGUGAUUCUCUGACUAUGAAAAGGAUUUCGGUACCCUUUGAGACUAAAAUGCUGCAACUCAAGCUGAAAAAUUCUUUGCAUGGGCCCACUGUGAACUCCUCCAUUCCUGCUCCCUGCAUUGUACGUCUCAAGACUUGCGGUGCUUUGCUACAAGGAAAGAAAGCUCAUGGUGCUCGCAGUAAGGGCACUUCUCUCCCUGCAGACAGAGUUCAGCAUAGCAGUCGCUGUACAGCUUCUGAACGGAUCAAAUCAACACGGGCAAUGAUCCCACAAAUGAAAAAGGAAGCAGUUUGCAGGGGGAAAAAAAACUUUUGCCCAUUCGCUGCAGAUCCUUCCCAGGCUGACAGUGGGUUCAGGCUUCUGACAGGACAGCAGGAGGAGGCACGUGCUGCAGCUGCUGUAGCUCAGUGUCAGGCAAACCAGGCAAAGCUCUUAGAUCACGAAAGAGCAGGCAAGAAGGCCUGGUUAAGGAAAACUAAAGGCCUACCUACAGUCUCUUUUACUAAGGAGGGGAAGAUAGUUGCUCCUGAACUUGGACUUAAUACAUUUAUUUGAGAUAACCCGUUAGCCCAACAAACCACCAGCAUCUGAGGAUUCUGGGGCUUGUCUAAUGUAACAGCUUCCUUGGGUAUCUAGCUGAGCCUGGCAUGUCAAGAUCCCUGUGGUUUCUAUGUGAGUAUGAAAGGCAUCUCUGUUGUUAAACUUUCAAUGAGAUACUACUGGUACUUUCAACACUUCCUCAAGGCAGUGAAUGGACUGACUCCUCUCCUGCGUUUUAAGUUGCUAGAUCUGUUGUUACUAUAGACACAGCACAUUCAAGACUGAUAGAGCAAAGACAUGGCUCAACUGUUUGAAUAAAAGUUCUUAUUAGA
Molecule: messenger RNA, 4974 nt
Organism: Gallus gallus (chicken)
Lineage: Eukaryota; Metazoa; Chordata; Aves; Galliformes; Phasianidae
Gene: CDRT1
Product: CMT1A duplicated region transcript 1
Exons: 13
Coding region: 1973-4657 (894 amino acids)
Molecular function (GO): protein binding
Source: RefSeq, a predicted model, not a curated record